UGCUUGCAUUGAUUUUUAUUGCGCAUAAAUAUGUAAAGUGGAACGUCCUGUAGCUCAAUAAACAAAGAUUAUUCCAUGUUGAAACAACUGAAUCUUUCAGUAUGUAAUUGAUGUCUCUAGGAAUUAGAUUGUCUCACUUUCAAUGGUUAGGUUUAAAAAAUCGUAGCUGAUAUAUUACAAGUGAUAGUUGCCAUUAUCAAAAUGUGAAGAUUAGUGGAUAUGAAUUAUCAAAUUAUGUAUUUACCGCAUGUAGGACUUGUCGCUUAUCAUUGAUAGUUGAUUUAGCACCUGAGGCAGGCGUAUUGUCUGCCUUCUGUGUCUUUUAAAGUGAACACUUAUUAGUGAGAGUGUCGUGUCAUACAUAAUAAUUUUAAUAAGUUAUGACGGAAAACGAUUCUUCGCGCGAGGAAGGGGUGCGACUGACUGACGGCCAGUCGGAGGUUGAAGAGCAGGGUCUACCACCACCGCCAGAUGGCGGGUACGGCUGGGUGAUAGUGUUUGCGUCGUUCAUGUGCAACCUGGUCGUGGACGGGAUCGGGUACUCCUUCGGGAUAUUCCUGCCAGAGCUGGUCAAGUUCUUCGGCCUGGGUAAAGGCACCGUCGCCUGGGUUGGCAGUCUGUUGGCUGGCAUGCUGCUUGUUGCUGGUCCGAUAGUGUCGGCGCUAUGCAACAAGUUCGGGUGUCGCGCGGUGUGCAUCGCCGGCGCAGUGUUCGCUGCGGCCGCCUUCGCACUCUCCAGCUUCAGCCAGAGUGUCACCGUCAUGAUGCUCACCUAUGGAUUGCUCGGAGGAUUCGGUUUCGGUAUGAUCUACCUGCCAUCUAUCGUGGCUGUGGGGUACUACUUCGACACCCGGCGGUCGUUGGCUACCGGCAUUGCCGUUUGCGGAUCCGGUGUCGGCACUUUCAGCUUUGCACCUUUGGCAGCCUUCCUCCUGAGCACAUUCGGAACUUGGCAAAGAGCUAACCUCGUGCUAGCUGGCAUCAUUCUUUGCUGCAGCAUUUGGGGAGCUUUGAUGAAGCCGCUUACAUUCCCCGAUUCAAAGGACAAGCCGUUGCUGCAACGUAUGGCAGAAGAAAAGAAGUUGCAGAUGGCACUUGGUUCUGUGGACGGGACUUUGGAUAAGAAAUCUCAGGGUGAGAACGGCUCAGCCCCCGCUCCUCAUCUAUCUCGCAAUGUAUCGUCGCCCGUGUUCAACUCAACCUCACCGGGGUUACCCCAACGAGGUUCCGUUCCUUCCUUCCAAUAUCACAGGAAGCAGAGCUUCGGAGACAGUUUACAGCCUCCAGAUUUGAUCCUGCACGGGUCCGCGCCGUCGCUAUACAAGUAUCGGAGACAAAGCUUUGAAUAUGGCGCAGUGUACAACUCCAAGCUUUCAGUAGCUAAAGAGCCUCCAAGGAUGGUGCGUCCUUUGUCUCGCAAAGAUAUCUUCUACUCCGGGUCUGUUCUCAACCUGCCACAGUUCCAGAGCCAGAAGUCAUUGGCGGCCUUCCGCCAGUCUAUGGCCAGCUUACCUCAAAGUCGUGUUGGUGAUGUGGAAACACAAGAUCAGGGAAAAUGCUGCGGUUGUUUGCCGAAUUCCUUCAGAACUGCCCUGUCAUCCAUGAUGGACAUGAGUCUACUCCGAGACCCCGCGUUCAUGCUGAUCGCAGUAUCCAACUUCUUUGGGAUGGCGGGACUUUACGUACCCUUUGUGUACAUUGUCGACGCCGCCAGGCUUAAUGGUGUAGACGGAUCGCAAGCGUCGUUCCUACUGUCCAUAAUCGGUAUCACGAACACGAUUGGUCGUAUCGUCUGCGGCUACGUCGCAGACUUCCCCUGGAUGGACUCACUGAUGCUUAACAACGUCUGUCUAGUCAUUGCUACGAUAUCCGUCGGAUUGACGCCGUUUUGUGCAUCUUACGCUACUUACGUAGCAGUCGCCAUAGCUUUUGGUAUAGCUAUUGCGGGCUACAUUUCCCUGACAUCAAUCAUCCUGGUAGACCUUCUGGGACUGGACAAAUUGACCAACGCGUUCGGUCUACUCAUUCUAUUCCGCGGAGUGGCCGCUAUAAUUGGAUCCCCGCUCGCUGGUGCUGUGUAUGACGCCACUAAGACAUACGACGCUUCCUUUUACAUUGGAGCUGUAUUCUUCCUCUUGGCCAGUGUACUAUCAUUCGCAGCGAAAUUCUUCCGCAAGCAACCAGAAGCAGUUCCACAACCAUUGGACGCUCUCGCCCCCAUAAACGAGGACUUGGAAGAAAGUAACGAGGAAGAAGACGAAGCACCCAACCAGAUCAACAACGGACCCUCAGGGUACAGCGAGGUGUCUCAGAAAGAAAGCGUGAUGUAAUACUAUAGACUUUGACGGCAGAAGGGCCCACUUGUGUAUAAUUCUUAUAAGCUGGAUUUGAUUAGUGCCUGUGACCUCAUCAACCCUGGUGUCUUAACUAUUGAACCGCCAAAGCCCCUUGACAUGGCUCAUGUAACGACUAACUUCUUACUUAAGUAAAUCGUGAUAAAAACAGUGAUAAACCGAAUCACGGAUCUUACUUUCGAACGAAUGAUCACCCUGUAAUGUCCUAAGCAAACUAGGGAUUAACAAAGUGAUUUUUGUGAUAUAUCUCUACCGGGGUACGAACCCGGAACCUCCGGAUCGUGAGCCUAGCGCUCAACCAUAGACCAUAGAGAUCUGGACCAUAGAGGCCGGUGGGGCGCAGUUUAAGAGUUUCACAUAUUUUUUGGACGUGACUUAUUGAGAUUUGCCUCUGAGGGCGUUAAGUGUAUGUCCGGACAAGCAAGGAGCAAGAAAGAACGCAAAUGGUCCCUUUGUAUACAGAAGCUAUAAAACCAAAAAUGUUUUUUUUUUUUAAGUGUGCAAGUAAAACGUUUUUAGUAGUAAGAGUGUGAAUGUAUAAAUACUGGAUUUUGUUGGUGAGAGAGACUUCUAUGAAAGUAGAUAAAUACCUAUAUAAUAAAUAAUAAAUAAAAACAUGUUUACAGGUAUAAAUGAGAAGGAAUGUUAUAUAGGAUACGCAGAUAGGCUAUUUAAAUUAAUAUGUGUUCGUGACUAUGCUUCCAAUUAUGGUAGACAGAGGUACUUUCAUUAGAUAAUGAACUAAGUACUUACGGUACAGCUUUCUGAACUUUCUGUUACGUGUCAGUUAAUGAGCCGUAAUGCCGUCCAUGUAAUACCGAAUGUACGCUAUUUACUAUAAUUAUAGUGUCAUGAAUUUGAGGUAUUGUAUAAAGGGCAUUUUAACAAUAUAUAUAAGAUAGAAAGAUUCAAUUAAGACAAAUGAAUGGGUCGUUUUGUGCAAUCGAUUUCAAUAAGUGUUUGUUUGUUAUUGUUUUGUAAUAAGGAAAUUUUAUGAAUUUGUAUAUAAGUACCUAAUAUACUUACCUACCUAUAGUUAUGUCUCAAGUUAAUUAGUUUAAAUUUAAGUAGGACAAUUAUCGUUUAUGUUGUGCCAUUGCAAGCUAUCAUCCAACACAGUGUAUGUAACUAGAAAAUGAGUAUGUAAUUUAGAUAUUAUCUUGAGAUUAUAACGAAACUAAAAUAAUUAAAACUGUUAAACAAAA
Pectinophora gossypiella (pink bollworm) is the source of this 3559-nucleotide messenger RNA. Its product is annotated as monocarboxylate transporter 4-like. The record is from RefSeq and is a predicted model, not a curated record. The transcript has 13 exons. Gene Ontology annotation, molecular function: monocarboxylic acid transmembrane transporter activity. Bases 381 to 2330 code for a protein of 649 amino acids. Gene Ontology annotation, biological process: monocarboxylic acid transport; transmembrane transport. Lineage: Eukaryota; Metazoa; Arthropoda; Insecta; Lepidoptera; Gelechiidae.